Molecule: messenger RNA, 607 nt
Organism: Osmerus eperlanus (European smelt)
Lineage: Eukaryota; Metazoa; Chordata; Actinopteri; Osmeriformes; Osmeridae
Exons: 5
Coding region: 47-607 (186 amino acids)
Source: RefSeq, a predicted model, not a curated record
AGCCGGAGGUUUUACUGCAAAAGGGUUUGGGUGCAAAAGCUUAAUCAUGUUUAAGGACAAGGUGUACAAAGUGUCCUCCACAGCCAGGGUAGAGCAGAUGGAAAAGGAGUUAUCUGUCCAACUCGCUGCGCUUAGGUCAGAGAUUGAGCAAAGUGGAAUUCCGCUGUCUGGAGCACCUUCGACAUCUUUCAGUUCAGUGCCAGUUCCAAAAGAUGCGUCCUACUUCCGCAGAGAGAGAGAGCAACUUCUGAAGAGGUUCCUUCAGGUGUCCCAGGGCCUGCCGGCGUGUUCCCAGGCUGAGGUGAUGCAGAGGGAGCUAGAGAGCUGUCUCAACCUGGAGUACACAUCUGAGAGCCUGCCUCUACUCUUGCACCAGACGCAGGUGUUGUACCUGGUGAGAGAGUAUGAGGACGCAGUCCAGCGGGCACACAGACUGGCAGCCUCCAGGGAGAUGCUACUCUCAGGCAGGGGCAGCCCCAUCACUGUGGUCACCAGGGAGGAUGUCACCGUCUACCUCAGCUGGCUGGUGUGCCACCUCCACUCGCUCAAAACCAUCCACAGCUUCUUGAGAAUAACACAGCUUUCAGAGAGCGAGAGCAAAACUUGA